Molecule: messenger RNA, 1777 nt
Organism: Lates calcarifer (barramundi perch)
Lineage: Eukaryota; Metazoa; Chordata; Actinopteri; Centropomidae
Product: CD276 antigen homolog
Exons: 7
Coding region: 535-1473 (312 amino acids)
Source: RefSeq, a predicted model, not a curated record
GCAGUUACGCAGCAGGGCCGGUUGUAGGCAGGCAUAUAUGAGGGGGCAGUCAGAAAUGUGAAGGGGGCAUCAUAUGAACACAUCAUCCUCCAGCACUUUCCCCCCUGUGCUUAUAGUAACAUGUUCUCUUCAUUGACUUAAAUGAUUUAAGUCACUGGGUAGCUGAGCGGGCUGCUUUGGGGCAGCGCUUGUUGGUAGAGGUACAGGAGAAGCAGUACUUCCUGAUGCUCAAGUAGUAGUUAUGCUAGCUGCUGUCUCUGUACUAGCAGGAGCAUCAUUGCUACUACUGUUAGCACAGGCAGGAGCAGCACUACACUUUUUAAAAGCUCUGAAAAACGGAUGCAUUACACAGCAUUAACUUUCUCUUUGUGAGCUGCAGGAAUCUGGAGUGGAAAAUAAGGGGCGCUGCCCGCUCUUGUCCCUGCGUAGAGCCGGCCUCGUUGAAAUCCCAUUUAUCCGAAUCCAGCCGCGAGGAAAGAGAGAGCGAGCGACUGUUAGACUGUCGGUAACAAAGUAUCGGAAGCUAAAGUUGCAAUGGCUCGUCUGUGUCUCCUGGUUUUGACGGCAACAAUGUUCGGUGACGGACACGGGCCCAGUGUCACCAGAGUGGUUGUGAAAGAAGGAAACGACGCCACGUUGCCGUGUUCGCUCAGCACCAGGCAGAACAUCACGUCCGAGCUGUUUGACUGGAAGAAGGACGGUCAGAAGGAGGUGUUCCUGUACGCUGGGGGUGAAACUUACUCUAACGGCCGCAUGGGUCAAGAUGCCCAAUUCACAAACCGCGUUUCACAUUUUCCAGAAGAACUGAGCCACGGCAACAGCUCCAUCAUCAUCAGAGAUGCAGAGGUGGCCGACAGCGGAAGCUACACCUGUGAUUUUCCACAUCUGGAACAGAAGUCUUACAUUUGGCUCGUUGUUAAUCGUGACCCACAGCGCCCUACCUUAACAGACCGAUCAGGAGAAGUCAGGGGUGCAGCUCCAAGACCAUACGUCACGAUUGUUAAUGUCACAGAGAAAGAGGCUGUGCUGCAGUGUGAGGUUCUCAGGGCUUCUCCAAAGCCUAAGGUGAAGUGGCAGAGCAGUGAUGGAAAUGUCCUCCCUGCUGAGGAGCCACAUGUCUCAGAGAGAGGAGGACGCUACGACGUUACCCUCCUCACCACCGUGACCAAGACAACAACCAACCGCUUCCGCUGUGUAGCCACACAGGAGGACAUUGGCCAUGUGACUCAUGCUGAGAUCACUGUGACUUUCUGUGAGAGUACCUGUGGGGACUCUGCUCACAGAUGGAGCCCUGUUGGAAUCUGUGUUGGACUCGUUAUUGGAGUUGUUCUGACUCUUGGAGUUGAGGGUCUGGUCUUAGCUCUGCAUGGCGUUCCAAAGUGCAUCACAAGACGCUUCAACAAAGGUUCACCUGAACAGAGGAAUGGUGUCCCACGAGAAAACGGUUCUGCAGCGGUGCCACUUCAACCCUAAGUUUAAAGAAAUUCAGUGACGCCACAGAUGAGUUCAGUAUUUUGUGAGUUAACAUGGUGGAGGGCUUUGUGUGUCCUCGUGAUCUCGUCUCCCAAGACAAAUAGGUCCCAGAGACCAAAAUAAGAUGAGGAGGAGACGCAGGCUCAGACUCCAGGUGUCGUAAUGUGACUGUCAGACAUCGUUGGUAACUGAUGUAGUUGAUAAAUAUGCAGGAGAUUGUCAAUAUGUUUACUGUUGACGACAGUUUUGAGACGGUGUCCUGCAGAAAGGCUUUAGUUAUUAAUGCACAUAUGACCCAACAUCU